Messenger RNA from Lymnaea stagnalis (great pond snail), 975 nucleotides. Lineage: Eukaryota; Metazoa; Mollusca; Gastropoda; Lymnaeidae. The record is from the annotation of a GenBank genome assembly.
AUUCGGUUUAAUGGUGUUUUCAAAACAGGAGUUUUACACACAAAAUAUUAAGAGUAAAGAGACAUGUAUAACAGAAAUAAAUAUCUUUCAGUUUCGAUGUACUUUUCGACUCUGUUAACUAUUUGGAUGUAUAUACUGUCAUUGUCACCAUUGCAGCGCUGCUUUGGUAAGUCCGAUCUGAUUUUUUUUUUAAAUAACCAUCAUAAAGCAUCGUAAACACAUAUAAACUGAAUAAAUUCUCAGGAUUUCUUAAUCUUAUAUAGAAAUUGAAAUAUGUCCGCAUAAAGAGUAAAUGAAAAUAUUUAUCAGAAAAUAAUGUUAAAUAGUUUUCUAUAUUCGAUGGUUCUAUUUAAAUGUAAGACGCAUGUAUACUCUGAAAUAGCGUCUUCUUUGCGAUAUGUUCUGGUUAAAGGCUUAGUAAAACGAAGUCUAGCAUUUUAAUGCAAUGUUUUAUUUUCUAAACACGUAUUUCUAAUGUCCAGGCAAUCCCUCGCUAUGCAACAACCAGCAAACCAUUGUGUUUCUCGAGGCAAAGCUCGGCACAGAUGCUAGAGCGUCAAUCUGUUUUGUCGGCAACGGCACACGGAUCAAAAAGUUUGAUUUGGCGUAUAACUCAAGAUGGAUUCGACACGACGGAAGUGACGACAAGAUCAAAUUUGUCAUUAUUCGAAACCCAUCUUUUCCAAUCCACUACACGCUCAACCUGACUGUCAGAAAUAUCGCAGUGUAUGAUUAUGGCAUUGUGGACAUCACUUUACCCAUCGCCGACAGACAGGCGCUGCAUUUUAAAAUGGGGAUAUUUUCUGACGGCAAGUCUCAGUAGUGCUUGAAAAUAAAUAAAUAAUUCAUUGAUCUGUAGAUUGGAUUUGUAGUAUUUACAUGUAUACGUUCAUCUUAAUCUAUGUUAUGAGCAAUUACCAAACAUAAUUAUUGAUUUCAAUUCCAGGCAGAGGAAAUGUUACCUUUAUUCAUAAC